Molecule: messenger RNA, 1463 nt
Organism: Amphimedon queenslandica
Lineage: Eukaryota; Metazoa; Porifera; Demospongiae; Haplosclerida; Niphatidae
Product: adenine phosphoribosyltransferase-like
Exons: 2
Coding region: 575-1387 (270 amino acids)
Molecular function (GO): adenine phosphoribosyltransferase activity
Source: RefSeq, a predicted model, not a curated record
CCACAAACGCCUUUUGUAUAAAAUGGAGAAAGGAGCUUUCCAUAGACUCUUCAAGACAACAGGUCCAGCCAUCCUCCCAGUGAUCCACGUCCGAUCAGAAGAGCAGGCAAUACGCAAUUCACUCUUAGCAGCGAGUGAAGGAGCUCAGGGCGUCUUUCUCAUUAACCAUGAGUUCCCUUAUGUCCAAUUAUUACCAAUAAUAGUGGGGGUUAGAGAAAAGCUCCCAUAUCUCUGGAUUGGUGUCAAUUUUCUAGGAGUCACUGGUGACAUUGCUUUUAAAGAGCUAGGAAAACUCUCCUCCAAUGGCUACCAGGUUGAUGCCUACUGGGCCGACAAUGGGGAGGUGGAUGAGAGAAAGCCUCAGAUACAAGAGAAAGCAGAGAGGAUCAAAUCGGUCAGAGAGAAAAGCGGAUGGGACGGGAUUUAUUUUGGUGGAACUGCUUUCAAAUGCCAGCGCCACAUACAAGAUGAGCUAGUCGAGCGAGCAGCAUCAAUAGCAAUUAGAUACAUGGACGUCGUAACCACUUCUGGACAGGCAACUGGAGUAUCUGCAAGCAUAGAAAAGAUUUAAAAAAUGAAUGUUGGCUGUAAAGGAAAGGCUCUUGCUCUUGCCUCUGGAGUAACCCCCGAGAAUGCUCUUGAUUAUGCUCCAUAUGUAGAUGCUGUUCUUGUUGCUACUGGUAUCUCCAUUGACUUUCAUAACAUUGAUCCACUAAAGCUACGGCAGUUGAUAGCUGUUACACGUUCCCACUCUCUUUCUCCAUCCCUUUCUAUUACAACUCCAAAAACAGCUUGGUACUUGUCAAAAAUUGCUCCUAACACCAAAGGAGAUAAAUUUGCAUGGCUCGAUCCGACUAGCAUCUAUAUCGACUCUCGCGCUUUCUCUGAUCUAACGACUGAUCUCGUCUCACAGUUUAACGCAGCCGAUAUUGAUCUUGUCGCUGGCAUUGAUGCAAUGGGUUUCCCACUAGCUGGCUCCAUUGCUAACAGGCUUGGUAAAGGUCUACUAGUCAUCAGAAAAGCUUCAAAACUUUGCGUCGAGGUCGACUCUGUAACAUAUUCCUGCUACGCUGGGUCUGGGAAAGUCAUGGAAAUGAGGAAGGGGGCGUUUCCUGCGGGUACAAGGAUACUAUUGGUGGAUCAAUGGUGUGAAAUCUUCAAGAUUCCUGAUGAUCUCAAAUGGAUUGAGACAGGAGGUACAAUGUUAGGUGGUAUACAACUAGUGGAGGGACAGGGAGGAGUGGUAGCAGGGCUCGCUACCAUUUGUGUGGAGACUAACGAAUUAACGAAUGAGCUACGUAGCAAGUAUAAACUGGCUCAUGUAGUGCCUGAGGAUAUGCAGCAAUUGUUUGAUGAGCAUAAGUUCCUUGGGAAAGACUACAAGUGAAGUGAAGGAGAAAGAGAUACAAAAGAGUAAUAUUAUAUUUUGUGUGUUUGUUUUCAAAACUAAUGUUAUAAAGCUA